Molecule: messenger RNA, 8814 nt
Organism: Vicugna pacos (alpaca)
Lineage: Eukaryota; Metazoa; Chordata; Mammalia; Artiodactyla; Camelidae
Gene: PHACTR2
Product: phosphatase and actin regulator 2
Biological process (GO): actin cytoskeleton organization
Molecular function (GO): actin binding
Source: RefSeq, a predicted model, not a curated record
GCCUCUCGGCUCCCCACUCCCUCGCCCCUCUCAUUCCACCGCCCCCAUCGCCCACUCCCCUCUCUCCUCCCCCGUGACCCUUGACCCCAGCUAAUCUGCAUAGAGGAAUGACAGGCAUCCGCUGGGCAGGAUCCGCCGCGCCGGCUGCGGCCGGCGGGACUGGGAGACCCGCGAAGGGGAGAAGGUGAGGGGACCCCGCGGGCAGCUCCGCACAGACCGGGAAAUGAACGCUUGGAAAUCCCUCUGCGAGCGGACCCAUGAUCCAAGGACCAAAAGAGCCGCGUGAUCGCCGGACCUGGCCCUGCGACCCGAGACAUGGGCCAGACCUCGGUCUCCACGCUGUCCCCACAGCCCAGCAGCGUUGAUGGACUGGACAAAGCUUCUAUAGCAAAUUCAGAUGGCCCAGCAGCAGGUUCCCAAACACCUCCCUUCAAGAGAAAGGGGAAACUCUCCACCAUUGGUAAAAUCUUCAAGCCUUGGAAAUGGAGGAAAAAGAAGACCAGUGACAAAUUUAGAGAAACAUCAGCAGUAUUAGAAAGGAAGAUUUCUACAAGACAAAGUAGAGAGGAGCUGAUAAGAAGGGGAGUUCUUAAGGAAUUGCCUGAUCAAGAUGGAGAUGUAACAGUUAACUUUGAAAAUUCAAACGGGCACAUGAUACCCAUCGGAGAGGAAUCUACCCAAGAGGAAAAUGUAGUAAAAUCUGAAGAAGGUAAUGGCUCUGUAGCCGAAAAACCACCACCUCUGGAGGAAAAGGCAGAAGAUAAGAAAGAGAUCACUGAAAACCACUCUGAAACACCGGCAGCUCCUGCUCCACCUCCUCCAGCUCUUCCUAAGCCUAAAUCCAAACCUAAGCCCCAAAAAACACCAGUGCCUCCAAAAGGGGCCGCUGCUGGGGCCAGCCCCAAGGGUGACGAAGUGCCUCCUAUUAAAAAAAAUACCAAGGCUCCUGGUAAGCAGGCCCCCAUCCCUCCACCCAAGCCAACAAGCCGAAACGCACCCCGAGAGGCUGCUGGUUCCUCUCAUUCAAGAAAAGCAACUGGCUCCAAAGCAUCAGCUUCACCACCUACUUCCUCCACCUCAUCUCGUGCCAAAACUUCCAAGGAGACAGUUUCUAGCAAAACAGGGACAGUGGGAAUCACAAAGGGCAAGAAAAAACCUGGCAAGCAGCCAACGUCUCGACCAUCCUCAGAUGCAACCACUUCUGGCACAUCUGACCUUAAAGGAGAGGCUUUUGAGACCAGGGUGGAGGGUCUCAAACCCGAGCAGCCUGCCCCUGGGACCGAGGAGCUGACCACAGGCAAACCCAAGUCCGCAGUCCCCUCGCCCCCUGUGGCUCCGCCCCCUUCUCCCCCGGCGCCCCCUCUGCCUCUGGAGGAGCAGAGCUUUGUUGCUUCAGACACUCCUGUCGUCCUGGUCAGCAACGGAGCCGACCUGCCCGUCCCUGCCUUAGACCCAAGUCAACUUAUCUGGACUGAAGAGCCGACAAACAGAACCACUGUCCACUCAGGCACCGGCUUAAGUGUUAGCAGAGAAAACGCAAAAUGUUUCACAACCAAAGACGAGCUGGGGAAGGCGGCGCCUCAGCUGUUGACUCCUGGGCUGAUGGGAGAGUCUUCAGAAUCCUUCAGUGCCUCAGAGGACGAAGGCCAAAGGGAAUACCAGGCCAAUGACUCUGACUCUGACGGGCCUAUCCUGUACACCGAUGACGACGAGGACGAGGAUGAGGACGAGGAUGGCAGUGGAGAAAGUGCUUUGGCAAGUAAAAUUCGACGAAGGGAUACUCUUGCUAUCAAACUUGGCAACAGACCAUCUAAGAAAGAACUAGAGGACAAAAACAUCUUGCAGCGUACAUCUGAAGAAGAGAGGCAGGAAAUCCGACAGCAAAUUGGAACCAAGCUAGUCAGGAGGCUUAGCCAGAGGCCCACAACUGAAGAAUUAGAGCAGAGAAAUAUCCUGAAGCAAAAGAAUGAAGAAGAAGAGCAAGAAGCAAAAAUGGAACUUAAACGCAGACUCAGCAGAAAGCUCAGCCUGAGACCCACAGUAGCAGAGCUGCAAGCUCGAAGGAUCCUGCGGUUUAAUGAGUAUGUAGAAGUCACUGAUUCGCCCGACUACGAUCGCCGGGCAGACAAGCCCUGGGCCAGGUUAACGCCUGCGGACAAGGCAGCAAUAAGGAAAGAACUAAAUGAAUUUAAAAGCACAGAAAUGGAGGUUCAUGAAGAGAGUCGACAGUUUACCAGGUUUCAUCGUCCAUAACGAAGUGUGAGACUCUAUGGAAACAGACUGAUCAUCUUUGUGGGAAGCCUCGCUUCCUGAAAACCUGAUAUUGCACUGGGAUUUGAAUGUGUGUGUUUCCGUUUAACUUGUGGUGAAGGAGGCAUGUGGAAAGUGCUCCCGCCCUGUGCAGCCCACGUGGGGCCAACAAGCAAAGGGAAGGGUGGACCCUGCUGUCCAGCACGUGUAUCGAUGGUAAGGGACACCUUGGUUGCACCAGUUAUUCUUCAUCAGGAGUUUUAAUCAGAGAAGAUGAGCAGAAGACAAUCGCUGGUUCCCUGUUGCCAGAAAGCCAAAUUUUUACAGUGCGGGUUAACGAAGAAUGGAGAACAGAGUUUCUGGGCACUGGAAAGGGAUAGGAGUUAGUCAGAAAGAAAAGGAAAUAUUUCAUUAUGUUAAUGAAAAGAGAAAAUUGAAGCAUAAAUGUAUUUUUGAAGUAGGCUGUUGGUAGUUGAGAACUUAUUAAGGAAUUUGGGAAUCUAAUCACCCAAUGUGGAUUUAUUAGAGACCUAAUCCUGGAGGAAUACUCCUGAUUCACCAUUAUAUUGGUACAGUGCAGUACCAUUAUUUUUUUGUUGUGCCAGUGAAUCCAGUUGCCAGAAAUAAGUCUGAGCAUUUUCAUGCAUCUUUUUCUUAAAUGCAAGAGGCUUUUACUGACUCUUAAUAAGCAUGCUUACCCAAAUUUUGUUGCAUGCUUUAAAUAGCAUAGCUAUACACACUUGACUUUUUUUUAAAUAUUUUUUAAUACAGCCUUCCACAAGGAUAACAGGACUGGGAAUAAAGUCAGAUGUGAUGAGACCCUAUACAUCUGUAGCAAGCUUUAGAAGUAAAUCUUUUGGUCUUUCCCUAGCUUGAACAUCUCCUAAGUUGAAACAGUCAUACUUGAUCUAAGGAAAAAAAUAUCGACAAUCAUGGCACCUUUUUAAAAAUUCUGAAUCCAAAGUUAAAACUUAAGCAAAAUGCAAGUGUUCUGCCAGCAGUUAGUGCUGAGUGGGAAUGGAAAAAACUACUUAUUUUCCAUGCUGCAUUAAGUUGGGUUGCUGCUAUUAAAAAAAAAAAGAGCACAUGGUUAAGAAAAAUUAGUCACCCAAAGACUUAACACAAAAUUUCAGCUAGGUUGUAAGUGAGGAAAACCUCAUUUGGUAUUUUUAAGAGCCUGCAGAUUACAUCCAUAAAUCUAUAGCAUUGACUUCCAGUGCAGAAGAAUCAGUGAGAUUAAAGUUAUGAAAGGUUUCCCUAUGAGCCUACAGUCAGUAUUGUUUACAUUAAGAAACCCUCUAUUGUCAUCUUGCUAUUUUCCAUGGAGUCACGGGCGUAGCAUGGCUUCUGCUCCCAAGUGCAUAUGACCGUAUGUAAAUACUGCCUUGCAUUUAGUUGUUCUUUCACAAUUGUUUUGUGCCCCUUUUAUUAAAAACACAUGAGAUGUAUAACAAGACCAGACCUAAAAAGACUUUAUUUUAUUCUCAGAGUUUGAUCUGGGAUUUUUUGAAGUGAUUCUGGUUCGUUACAUGGAAAACUGUAAUUUUCGAUUUCAACCAAAAAGCAGUUGAUCUGGUGGAUAAAUUUGGAUCUUAUUGUCAGUUUAUAUUUUCUUAAAAACCACUUAAAAUUGGAUGAUUUUGCUUAAAAAAAAAUUUAGUCCCAGUUAGCUUAUUACAAAAACCCAGGACCAUUUUACAACUAAGAAGGUGGCCAGCAUUGCUGCCCCACUCGCUGGCUCAGCUCUGUGCAUAGAUAAAGUGAACCUAGAUUUCUGCACUAUUGUCAUUUCAUUGAUAGAAUUAAGACAUAUUUUUACUUUGAAAAAAUUUUUUCUGCAUUCCCAUGUGUCUUUCUCUGGCUAAAGUUUUGUCCAUUUCAUAGUGUUUAAAUCCAGCCACAGACAAUAACUGUGUUCCAAUUUUUUGCUGAAGUCAUGUUUUUCCUUACUGAUAUUGUUUUAUUGUCAUUUUAGUGUCUUGGGAAAAAUACCAAGGAAUAUAAUGUUAUUUUAAUUUUCUAUGCUUAUAAUGUUUGAUCAUUGUUUUGAUUUCUAAUCACAAGGCCUCUAUAAAAAUGGCAAAUAUAAGACAUUUAUCACAAUUUUAUCAUUCAAGUUACAUGUCAUAGAAAGUCUCAAUUUGGUUGAUAAAAGGAACAGUUUUUUUCCCACUAGUGGUACGUGUGAUACAUUUUUUUAUUCCCUACAAUGAGAUGCACCCAGUACAAAAUGAGACUCUGGUCCCUCAAUAUUGUUUUCUUUGUAUGGCAUGUCAGAUUCAUGAGCUAACCAUACUUUUUCUUCUACUGAUUAACAUGCUUAGGGAAAAGUUUAAAAGAGAGAAGUAUAAAAGUCAAAAAUAUUAACCACUACUAGUCUAAUAUUUAAGAAUUCGAACCACUAAUUAUGUUAUGGAAUGAUUCUUUAACAAAAAAGCUGUAGAAGCAAUGGAAGGAUUAUGAGCUAAACUAUAUUUUAGCUGCAGAAUGAAGCUCUAUUUUCAUAGCUGAUUUUAAAAGGCAGAAACACUGCAUAUCCACUGCGGCAGCCCACCUCGAGGUCUCUUUCCCGGCAGCCCUAAAAGGAUGCAGAGAUGUGGACUACCCUCCAUAGAAUUAUGUCUCUGCCUAAUGUCAGCAUUUCUGCAAUCCAGUCAAUAAGCUGCGGCUCUAUAAAAAUAAAUGUGUACAUGAAUUGGAUUGUCGUAGCACACCAGCAGGCUUUUCCCUAUUUAAAGUGUGACGUUAGGCUGACGUAGAAGAAGUAAGUGGGUUUUCCUGAGUCCCCAGGACAUGAUUAAGGAAGAAAACAAAUCCAUCUCCAGAAAGGUCUCAGACAGGAAAGAAUUGGACAGAUUGUAAAAACCAAAGUGGCCACUUCCAUCUUUUUUUAAAUGGAGAAGAACAUAACCAUAAUGUAGUAACGAUACCAUAAGCUUUAUCAGCAUCUUCAUGGUCACUAUCAGUCAGUCUGACCAAACUAGUUCUCUGGUGACUAGCAUUAAUUUCUGCCUGAUAAUUUCCUAUGUGUGUGAAAUGUCUUGCAUUUUUUUGUUGUUCAAUUAGCUUACCUUUAUAUUAAUUCCUAAAAUUAUUUAAAUGAAAUGUGUAAUACUCAGAGAACUAGUGGGGGUAUUUGAACAGCUGUUUUCAAUGGAGGAAAAAGCACACUCAUCCAUCUGAUUUACCCAGAGAAACUGACUUUCUGGUUUCAUUUUCAUAUCAUUUGUUAGCAUACAAUCAAUUAUGCUUCUCUUACAUUAGUAAAUAUAUUCUGUUAGUAGAAAGUUCUGAAAUGUAAACGAAAAUCUACUUAAGGGAGUAGAGGAAUUGAAUAUACCCUUCAAAAAUCAUCAAAUACUGAAAAUGAGACAGAAGUCCUUCAAACCCAUAAUUCAGGUUUUACAACCUGCAGUCAAUUUGGUGCUGCACUGGCACUUAAAAAAAAAAAUACAGUAGCUUACACUUUAAGAACAAUCUGCAUUAACAUUGCAUCUCCUAACCUGUACUGCAUUUUAACACACAAUAGGCAUUGUAUUUAUACUUCAUAGAAUCAGACACAACUUUCACAAAUUAUACUGUAUUCACAGUAGCAAAAAGCAGACUUGUCUACCACAUAAUAGUAUCUCCAUAUUUAGACAGCGAAAGCUCUUCAAAAAUGUCAUUAUUUCUUUAAGUGAUCCCAGCCCCACAUUUCACAGAGUGAGGUGAGAUGGAAUCAAGCUGGUACAAGGUACAUAAACUGAUGUCACUGCAUCCGUAUGGUGGCUUAAACAUUCCUCGAUCCCGUCAUAUUAUUAGGCCUAACCUUACUAGUGAAAGCAUACGCUUUGAGACAAGAAUUGAUUUCUUCACAUCACUAGAGAAUGUUCUGAGCACUAAGGAACCACUAAGAUGCAAUUCAUUUACAAAGUUUUCCCUUGGCCACUUGAAAAUGGCUAAUCUUCCACCGCUGGGUAUUUGAGUGUAUUAUCACAUCGUUUUACUCGACAAGGCAGAGAGAAAUUGUACAGCUGAAAUGUGUCCUAGAGGGGCUUGCAACAGCAAGAGCAAUCAUCCAAUUAAUAGGAUCGUCUUCCUGAGAGAAAGCACAUCUCCAGAUAUUUGAAACCCAAGUUUCCAAAGAGCAGCCUGAGGCUCUACUGGAAUUUGUCAGCGACCAAAGGGCGUCGGGACAAACCACUCUCCUUUUCACUUGCCGUUGACUUUCUGUAAUCAUUAAGCUUAGACUCUUUAUGGAAACACAACGUACCAUGAGCAUUUCUAGAAAACAACCAAAAAAUAGCCCACUUACACUUUUUCAAAGACAGGGUCAUCCCAAAUUAAGAAAUCCUAUUGUAGCCUCUGUAAAAUUUCUGGCAAAAAAAAAAAAAAAAAGAAUCCUGUAAUAGCAGCAAUUCCCACUGAAAUCCAACCCUGUGGGCAAGGAUCAUUUUUAGCUAUGCUAGGAUUUACUGCACAAAAAAUGUCAUUUAGCUUGUCGCAUUGGUAGCAUGGCUGCACAUGUGAGCAAAAGCACUCCAUCAGUGUUUCUCAGUGUGGGUGCUGUUGGCUUUCGGAGCUGGGCUGUUCUUUGUUGUACAGAAGUGUCCCACACAUCGCAAGACGUUUAAUAUCCCAGGCCCCUGCAGACUAAAUGCCAGCAGUAUGCCCAGUCGUUGUAAAUACUGAAAGUAAAAAGCCCUCCCCUGUAUUCGAAUGCCCUUCUAGGAGGGUGGUACCACCUCUUUUUAGUACCACUGUCUACUGCCCUUUGAGGACACGGGGAUAAAGUGUCUGUCUCAAAACGUCAUCUUGACUGCCUUGCAUUCCUUUGGGCCCUGAGUAGUUUCUUCUCUCUUCAUUUUUCUAGCCUUCUGCUUUGAUGUAGUCUUAAUUUGCCAGUUCUCCAUGAAGGAGGUUACUGGGGACUGUUGGGGGUUCCAUGGUCACUUGGUUGGUCCCCAUAUUACUUAAAAGAUUUCACAUGAAACAAACUUUUUUUUUUCUUUUGCCUCACAAUUUUACCUCAGAACUACACUGUUCGUCACAAUCCUUGCCAGUGUCAUGAGGACCAUUGCAUGGCUUAACCACAAACUGGACAGCUAGCAAUCCACAUAAACAAAACUGAUGGUCUAUGAAAAUUAUCAUUAGAUUUCACCUGGUGAGCUACAUCCUGUGAGUUCCCAAGCAACCAAUUGUUUAUCCUACUAAAGAAGCAAUUAAUCUACAUGCCAAUAUUUGAAUUCCCCCUGCAUGAAUACUCAUGCAGUUCAACUUUUCUAAGAUAUGUGAAUACUAAAUUAUGAAGGAAACGUGGGUAAACUGUGGAUUGCAUGCAUAUUGUUCAUACAUCAGCCAUGAUCAUACACAAAACAAGAUGAGUUUUACCUAGGUGAAACAUUAUUAAACUAUACUAACAAUAAUAAACAUACUUACUCUCUUUGUAACAUUUUUGUCACCAAGACUGAGUGAUAAAUAUGUCUUGAAAUUAUUUGGAUGAAUUGUAGCUAAUUGUUUGAAUUCAAAGUUAACCACUAUAAUUUUUUUCAAUAUUAAAAUUUCUAAAUAUCUCUCUUGAAGCGGAGCAACUCAGAGUCGAUAAAGGUGGUUAUAUUGUAAACUUUUUAGAUGGUGCUUAAGAAUUCUUUAAAAUACCAGUUCUUUUUUUUUUAAAGAAUGAUUUGAAGGGAGUACAUGAGGCAGAAUGCCACUCCACCUGCAGGUUAAUUUUGUGGUAUAUUAAAAUGCCAAUGAUAUUUGUGCCACUUGCCAAUUUAGGGGGCUUUUCCCUUACUGGAUGUUUUGUUCGAGUUUGACUAUGUACAUUGCUGACCAAGCCUCCACAAGGAGAAGUCACCAUGGCAAUGCUACCGAGUGUUCAAAAACGAUCUGAAUGAAUCUGGGGUCAAACCACUUUCAUCACUUAAAAUACUGGCACUAAUUUUUCCUUUUAUUUUUUCAAAUUUUUCUUCUGCAGGUUAGGAAUGUGCCAAUAGGUUCAAAACAUUCUGCACCAAUUUCACCAGAUUUAGUACCUACUAAAAACUCAAUCUAGUCACUUUUUUCUAUGUAAUUUUUAAAUAAAGAACUAUAUGCAUUCUUUUGUUAUUUCAAGCUUUGGUGAAAGUGAUUAAGAAUGGUAAGCUGUGCUCAUGAUCAGACUGAAUGAUCCCUGAUUUCCAGUGAGUGAUCUAAUCCUACAUAUUAUACAGGUGUCAUAUCUGUGACUGUAAAUAACUGGAACUAUAUACUGAUUAACACGACGGUUUCUCUUUUUUUGUUGUUCUUAAACCUGUACUGUAUUAUAGUAUGUGGGUAUAAAUAUCUACAAGUAUACACACAUAUGUAUAUGUAAUUCCACUAUUGUAACCUGAAAGAAAGACUAUGUAUUAUCUUUUUUAUUCCGUAUUGGUGUUUGUGUUAUUUAAAAAGCAAAAAUACGCUCUAUUUAGUUGUAUUAUAGGAUACUUUGCUGUGCACAAUUCUAAGUGCCUUAGAACAUUGUUUAGCUUUCUGAAGUAUAUAUAAAUGCAUAUAUGUAUAAAAUUGGGAAAAGUUACCUCAAUAAAAUCAUUGGGAAAU